AUGCUGAGCUUCGCCCUUCUGGAUGUAAGUAUUGUACUCUUGCUGAGCCAAAAGCAAGCGCUGGAAGAACUUAAGCAAACAGUUCAGCAGUUAAGGUGCUCUGAGGCAAAAUUUGCAGCCCAGAAAGAACUACUGGAACAAAAGGUUCAAGAAAAUGAUGGAAAAGAGCCACCACCUGUAGUGAAUUAUGAAGAAGAUGCUAGAUCAGUAACUUCUAUGGACAAGAAGGACAAAGUCUCAAGAUUUGACACUAUACGUCAUUCCAUAGCUGGAAUUAUACGGUCUCCAAAAUCUAUGUUGGGCUCAUCAUCGUUCUUUGAUGUAAUAUCAACCACUGAGAAACCAUUGGCUGAGCAAGACUGGUAUCAUGGUGCAAUUCCAAGAAUAGAAGCCCAGGAGCUGUUAAAACAGCAAGGAGACUUCUUGGUGCGAGAGAGCCACGGGAAACCUGGUGAAUAUGUCCUUUCUGUGUUUUCAGAUGGACAACGGAGACACUUUAUCAUACAAUAUGCUGAUAAUCAGUAUCGUUUUGAAGGAACUGGGUUUCCAACUAUUCCUCAGCUCAUAGAACAUCAUUACACAACAAAGCAAGUUAUUACAAAGAAAUCUGGUGUUGUUCUGCUGAAUCCUGUCGUUAAG
Molecule: messenger RNA, 639 nt
Organism: Balearica regulorum gibbericeps (East African grey crowned-crane)
Lineage: Eukaryota; Metazoa; Chordata; Aves; Gruiformes; Gruidae
Source: RefSeq, a predicted model, not a curated record